UGGAUCCCCAUAGGAAUUCCAGGCUGUGCUCUAUGGCUGAAAGAAGUUCAACAACUAUCUUCGGAUGUCACCAGCAACUUUUGAUGGAUUGUUGGAGCUCCUGCGUGAUGAUAUUGUGCGGCAGGAUACCCAUCUUCGCCUUGCGGUUACCCCGGAACAGCGUCUUGUGGUUACGCUCAGAUUUCUGGCUAGUGGAGAGACCUUCCAGUCUCUUCAUUAUCAGUUUCGACUGGGCAAGUCCACCAUCUCUGAUUUAGUUUCCGAGACCUGUCAAGUUAUGUGGAAUAAACUACAGCUAUUGCACCUUCCCAAUCCAACCCAGUCAACAUGGCUGGAAUCUGCCCAAGGCUUUCUACAAAACGCAAAUUUCCCCAAUUUUGUAGGUGCACUUGAUGGGAAGCACGUGCGAAUUCGUAAGCCAUCAGGAAGUGGGUCUUUAUGUUAUAAUUAUAAAAAAUACUUUUCAAUCAUCUUGAUGGCUAUCGCUGAUAUCAACUACAAGUUUUUGGCCGUAGAUAUAGGGGCCUAUGGCCAAAAUAAUGAUUCACGUGUGUUUAGGGAAUCAAAUUUUGGGCAGGCCUUGUACACCGGGUCCUUUCAAUUCCCACCACCGCAACCACUACCAGGUACAGAAGGGCCACCCAUUCCCUUUGUGUUAGUGGCUGAUGAGGCCUUCCUAAUGUGCAAAAAUUUAUUAAAGCCGUUUUCUGGACGAAGGUUAACACCUGAAAGAAGGAUCUUCAAUUACAGGCUAACCAGAGCCCGAAAAUUCAUUGAGUGUUCUUUUGGGAUUCUGACUAGUAAAUGGCGAGUACUUACCACAGCCAUCAUGGUUAAUCCGGAAAAAGUGGACAAAAUAAUAAAGGCCUGUGUGGUGCUUCAUAACUUUGUGAUAUCACUUGAUAGUAGCAGUAUAAACAUUGAGGAAGUGCAGCAGACCCCUCUGCUUGGAUUUCAAUCAAACAACCUGCGGUCUCCAGUGUCCGUCUUGCAAAUUCGGGAUCAUUUUCAGGACUAUUUCUUAUCUUCCUUGGGAUCCCUACCCUGGCAAGAGGAUCAUUAGGUAAAAAAAAAAACCAUAAAAAGUAUGUCACAUAUAUAAAGAUUGGGAAUCAUUUGGCUAACCAUUUCACAUUUUCUUGUUUUUUUCAGAUUGGAGAAACUAAAUGAUGUCUUCAAACCUUUUU
Hyla sarda is the source of this 1187-nucleotide messenger RNA. RefSeq lists its product as uncharacterized. Bases 65 to 1063 code for a protein of 332 amino acids. NCBI's taxonomy places the organism in Eukaryota, Metazoa, Chordata, Amphibia, Anura, Hylidae. The record is from RefSeq and is a predicted model, not a curated record. The transcript is spliced from 3 exons.